Messenger RNA from Dibothriocephalus latus, 264 nucleotides. Lineage: Eukaryota; Metazoa; Platyhelminthes; Cestoda; Diphyllobothriidea; Diphyllobothriidae. The record is from the annotation of a GenBank genome assembly.
AUGUUUCAGCAUUACCGCGAGCCAACAUUUAAACGUUCGCUCAGAUUUACAUGGAAGAAUCGCGAAAAACCAAUGGGCACCCUCUUAUUUGGCGCCUCCGUGGAGUUCGAAAUUGGUCUCUACACGACUAUCUACUUGAUUUCCCUACGCGAUUUCAAGAAUAUGCGCAACUGGCCUUUCAUCAAUGUCAAGAUCGGUCGAGACACGAUUCGCGUCCAGUGUCACGACUUCAAAGGCCACAUUGGUUCCUGUUAUGUCAAGUAA